This is a messenger RNA of Fukomys damarensis (Damara mole-rat), 1577 nucleotides long. It is a transcript of the gene Rcn1, whose product is annotated as reticulocalbin 1. The record is from RefSeq and is a predicted model, not a curated record. Bases 121 to 618 code for a protein of 165 amino acids. Gene Ontology annotation, cellular component: endoplasmic reticulum. Gene Ontology annotation, molecular function: calcium ion binding. NCBI's taxonomy places the organism in Eukaryota, Metazoa, Chordata, Mammalia, Rodentia, Bathyergidae. The transcript has 5 exons.
CACCACCGAGGAACUGAAAGUCUGGAUCAAACGGGUGCAGAAAAGAUACAUCUAUGAUAAUGUCGCUAAGGGAACCCCGCAGAAUUCCAGGACAGCACCGAUCAUCUUACCUUCAAAAAGAUGCUGCCCCGGGACGAGAGAAGGUUCAAGGCCGCAGACCUGGACGGGGACCUGACCGCCACCCGUGAGGAGUUCACUGCCUUCCUGCACCCUGAGGAGUUCGAGCACAUGAAGGAAAUCGUGGUUUUGGAAACGCUGGAGGACAUUGACAAGAACGGGGACGGCUUUGUGGACCAGGAUGAAUACAUCGCGGACAUGUUUUCCCACGAGGAUGGUGGCCCCGAGCCGGACUGGGUCUUGUCGGAGCGUGAGCAGUUCAGUGACUUCCGGGACCUGAACAAGGACGGGAAGCUGGACCAGGAUGAGAUUCGGCACUGGAUCCUCCCCCAGGACUACGACCACGCACAGGCCGAGGCCCGCCACCUGGUGUACGAGUCAGACAGGAACAAGGAUGGGAAGCUCACCAAGGAGGAAAUCUUGGACAACUGGAACAUGUUUGUGGGGAGCCAGGCCACCAACUACGGCGAGGACCUCACCAAGAGUCAUGAUGAGCUGUAGGAGCCACCGCCAGUCUUUUCUCUCCAGGUCUCUCCAGGGUGGUUGUCGCCGAGGUCUCUUUUACAGCAGUGUGUCCCCGAAAGAGUGAGGUUAUGCCUCAGGUUGGGAUAGAGGACACUUUUUACUCAGCAUUUACUGGAAAACAGCCAACAGGACUCAAGGUACAUUGUAAUCCUUGCAAAUUGCCAUUCUUUAUAGAGUCCCUGGCUACAACAUGACUUUUUAAGGUUUUCUUCCCUACUAAGUUUAAAUGAAAGGGGAAUAAAACUCAGAAAAGCCCAGUUAUUCAGAAGUCCGGUGGGUUGGGGCCCCAGCAGAUAAGAGUGUGCUAUGUUUGAUAACUGUCAGAUUUUUUCUAUUUGCCUUUGUUAAACAUCGGGCAAGGGAAAAUUGUGAGACAGGAAAGUGCUGUGUCUUCAGCAGGCUGUCUUCGAGCAAGUCUAAUGUUCCAUAUUCUCCCCUAUGACUUGGUCCUUUGAGUGGUUACUGUGAGUCACAGAAGAAACUCCAGCAUGUUUUUCCGUACGAACUUGGCUGAUGUACACGAUCAACCCACAUCUUUGUUUUUCAUUUGUACAAUAAGUAGCAGUCAAGAAAGAUAAUGUGAAGAAAAAAGGAAUUUUGCAGGUGGUGAAAAAAAAAUUGAAUUGCACGCCCUGAAGAACUGUGGGAAAAUGGUAAACACUUUCCCUGUACUUGAGAACAUUUCCUUGAUGUGUGAACCAGGCACAUGUGAUCUUUGAAGUAGUAGCUAGAAACAAUCCAUUUCCUCAGUGGCCCUGGCUCACAGUGAGACCAUGGGGUUCCAGGGAGGCCGUGUGGAGUUUGCUAGUCUGUGACUCUUGGAUCCACCCCAGGUGGCCUUCAGCAUUGAAUUAGGACGCGGUGAAGCUUGAGCCAUUCACAGGACUGGCAGAAGGGGAGGAGGAAGGGCUUGGAAUAAAGGACCUGCCUGAGGA